Messenger RNA from Chlorocebus sabaeus (green monkey), 1657 nucleotides. The record is from RefSeq and is a predicted model, not a curated record. NCBI's taxonomy places the organism in Eukaryota, Metazoa, Chordata, Mammalia, Primates, Cercopithecidae.
CUGCCACCGAUGGGGGGGAUGUGUGUCUGUCACUGAGCUGGGGGGAUGUGUGAGCCCCUCACGGAUCUGCCCCUGGCCUGGCUGUGAGGUCCCAGGCUUUCUAGAGAGGCUGGUUCAAGGCACAGAUGCGGCCUCCACCGCGAGGACACAGGCGACCGGCUGAGGAGUGGCCCCUCUUCCCAGGAAUGCCCAGUCCCUCUGAACCCCCUGGGAAAAGGCCAUCCAAAAACAGCUCUCCGGCCCUCCCCGAGUCCCCGGGACCCGCACCAGGCCCCUGGGCGACCCGCGCCCUAUCAGGGGGAGCCCCAGUCGGGGGACCUGGGACUCCGCGCCUGCCAAGCCUCCCCGCGGCACUGCAAUGAGGUCACCGCCGCCGACCCCGCCCGGCGCGGCCAAUGGCGCGCCCACUUGCACGCGGGCGGGGGCGGCUGCGGGCGGAGGGAAGGCGGCCGUGUCCAGGGACAAUGAGCAGGGUGUCCAGGCUGCGCGUCCCGGGACCCCUGGGCCGAAGGGUGCCGUCAGGCCGGUCCAAGGGUCUGGGAGGCGCCUCUCCUUGCCACCGCGCCUCCCUCACCCGACCGGCGUCCGUCUCCCGCAGAAGGGCCUGCGAAGGAGCUGGGCCGGGCGGUGGGUGCGGCCUCCCGGAACCUCCCGGCGCCUGCGGCUGGGCCUCCGGGACUGGGGCGCGCAGGGCCUUCGGCCUCCUCGUUCCCCUCGUUCCCCUCGUUCCCCUCGCCCCGCUCGGCCGGGCUGCCGUGACGUCGCACUCACCUACCACUCGUCGGAGUCCGGGACCGCGCGGCGGCGGCUGCGGCUGCGGGGGCGGCGGCUCCCAGCGCUGAGAAUGCGCGGCCCGGCGCCUCCGAGGGGGACGCCCCACCCCGCCCAGGCCCCGCCCCGGCCCCGCCCCGUCCUCAAGCCCCGCCCGGGGCGCAGGAGCUCGACAGGUCUGAACCCGCGUGGCGGGCGGGAGCCGGUGGGUGUAGGCGCUGGGGGUCGACCCGACUCUGCGGAGGCCGGGCGAGCUGCAGCCCUGGGGGUGCCAACAGCCCAUCAAGGGCUCAUCCGGUCCAGGUACAGAGGAGCUGCGCGGGAGGCGGGCCCGGAGGCUAGGAGCUGGGCAGCAGUUCCCAGGACUCCUGAAGUUAUGUGCUGUAAAUGCUGCUCCUUCAUGGCAGCCGAUAGUGCGAGCCGAGGCCAGCCCAGCACACAGAGACCCAUCCACUCCUGACCACAGGCACCAGAGCCCAGAAGCACCCUCACCAUGAAGUGUGCAAACGCGGUGGGCCUCAGCGGGGAGCCAGGCCACAGGGCACCGUGUGCAAGGAGAGGGCAGAAGAGCCCCUUCGCGCCCAGCCCUGACCUCAGCGGGGCUCCUCCUCCGGGCCCUUGGAAAGGACCAGGUCACGGUUCCCAGACGCCUCUCAGAGGCCACCCCCAUGCCAGGCCCCCUGAUAGCAGCUUGGAAUUGCAGAGGCCCAGGACACUGUGACCGACCGCUGGCACCGGGUGUAAUAUCCAGGGCCACGGGGUGACUUAGGUCCCUCCUUGGAUUCUCACGGUCCCGCCCACGAGUUACUUUCUCUGUCCAAUUAAGCAGCUUCUGCUGCACCUGCCCGUCCCCCAACCUUCGCGCCCGAGAGGCGGGCCCCGGGCA